UCCUCGGAGCCGGAGGCCAGAGUAGGGAACAGCAACACAAGUUUGUUUUAUUCUUUCAGCUCCAAUACAUAAAGACUUUUGAAUAAGCAUUGCAUGAAUACGGAAUAGCCUGUGUGAUUAGCCAGUUCAACAAAACAGCUGAUUCGUAGCACCAGCACCGGAGACGUUUACUGGAGAUUGAAGUUCAUGUGGAUAGCUGCCGUGGGCUCGCGGCAGCACUACUCCUCCCUGUGUCAAGGGGUCUAAUGGUUUAAGUGUUCAAAAUGUCGCUAGGCUUACCCCAACAUCUUGGCCAGCAACACAAUCAUCACGUUCUGCUUCUUCUAGUCGUUGUUGUCUUCUUGAGCCCUACGCCAGGUGCCACGCAGACGCCCGGGGAUUGUGGCAUACCGACUGUUCAGGGUGGCAGUGUCCCACAACUUCCCAAGACCACAGCCGGGGCCAUCGCCAUGGUGACUUGUAGUACAGGUUACGCAAUGAAUCCAUCACUGCCCGCGUCAAUCACAUGCCAAGACAAUGGCACCUGGAGUACAAGCCCAUGUGUCCAAUAUCCCGAACUAGACAGCUACAGCUUUUGUCCACGUACCCACACUGUUCUCCGGGAUGCAUUUCGUUGGGGAAAAGUCAACUAUACAACCGCUCUGAAAGGCUGUGAUUUGCACAAUGGCAAGAUAUUGAGCGUGGAGUCCUUUCAAGCAAACUGUACGGAUGUAAUGGACAUGAAGCUAAAAACUGUGUCCUGGAUUAACAGCAGUUAUACAGAUAAAAAUGGAAGUCAAGUACACUGGUCUACUGCCAAUUUUGGCUUUUUUGCACACAAACCGUUACAUGUUAUAUGUGAAUUUCCUGUCGGAGACCAUAUCGCUACCAUCACUGAGGACUGUGACGUCGUUUGUGACCGUGGAUAUGCGUACCACCAUAGUACACCAGGGUGCAAAGGAAUAACACAAGUCCUCUCAUGUGAUCUUCUCAAUUGCAGCGUGCCAGCCAUACAAUUUGGUAUGAGUAAUGCUUCACUCGUUCAAUAUGGUGCUGCUGUUCAGUUUACAUGCAACCAUACAUACUUUCUGGUGGGGAAUUCAUCAGCUACGUGCAACGGUGAUGGUACAUUGAGCUCAGUGCCGACAUGUUAUCGUGAUUGUGGACAGCCAAACAUAACCGGUGGUACCAUUCCAGUAUCAUCAAAGACCAUAGCCGGGACUAUGGCAACAGUGUCAUGUGCUACGAAUUGGGCAAUGAGUUCUUCUGCGUCCUCCCCCUCCACAAUCACUUGCCAAGAUAAUGGUAGUUGGACGUCAAGUGCAGGCCUGUGUGUGCGUGAUUGUGGACAGCCAGGCGUGGCGGGUGUCACCAUUCCAGCCUCAUCAAAGACCAUAGCCGGGACUGUCGCAACAGUGUCAUGUGCUACGAAUUGGGCACCGAAUUCUUCUGCGUCCUCCCCCUCCACAAUCACUUGCCAAGAUGAUGGGACUUGGACGUCAAGUGCAGGCCUGUGUGUGCGUGAUUGUGGACUUCCAACCCAAGUCUCCGGCACCAUUGUAUCAACCACGAGUACCCUAGCUGGUGCUGUCGGCACUGUGGGAUGUAUUAGUAAAUGGGCAAAGAGUUCUUCUGCGCCCUCCCCGUCCACGAUCACUUGCCAAGGUGACGGGACUUGGACAUCAAGUGCAGGCCUGUGUGUGCGUGAUUGUGGACAGCCAAGCAUAACUGGUGGCACAAUUCCAGUAUCAUCAAAGACCAUAGCCGGGACUGCUGCAACAGUGUCUUGCGAUACGAAUUGGGCAAAGAGUUCUUCUGCGCCCUCCCCGUCCACGAUCACUUGCCAAGAUGACGGGACUUGGACGUCAAGUGCAGGCCUGUGUGUGCGUGAUUGUGGACAGCCAAGCAUAACUGGUGGCACAAUUCCAGUAUCAUCAAAGACCAUAGCCGGGACUGCUGCAACAGUGUCUUGCGAUACGAAUUGGGCAAAGAGUUCUUCUGCGCCCUCCCCGUUCACGAUCACUUGCCAAGAUGACGGGACUUGGACAUCAAGUGCAGGCCUGUGUGUGCGUGAUUGUGGACAGCCAAGCAUAACUGGUGGCACAAUUCCAGUAUCAUCAAAGACCAUAGCCGGGACUGCUGCAACAGUGUCUUGCGAUACGAAUUGGGCAAAGAGUUCUUCUGCGCCCUCCCCGUCCACGAUCACUUGCCAAGAUGACGGGACUUGGACGUCAAGUGCAGGCCUGUGUGUGCGUGAUUGUGGACUUCCAACCCCAGUCUCCGGCACCAUUGCAUUAACCACGAGUACCCUAGCUGGUGCUGUCGGCACUGUGGGAUGUAUUAGUAAAUGGGCAAAGAGUCCUUCUGCGCCCUCCCCGUCCACGAUCACUUGCCAAGAUGACGGGACUUGGACAUCAAGUGCAGGCCUGUGUGUGCGUGAUUGUGGACAGCCAAGCAUAACUGGUGGCACAAUUCCAGUAUCAUCAAAGACCAUAGCCGGGACUGCUGCAACAGUGUCUUGCGAUACGAAUUGGGCAAAGAGUUCUGCUGCGCCCUCGAUGAUCACUUGCCAAGAUGACGGGACUUGGACAUCAAGUGCAGGCCUGUGUGUGCGUGAUUGUGGACUUCCAACCCCAGUCUUCGGCACCAUUGUAUCAACCACGAGUACCCUAGCUGGUGAUGUCGGCACUGUGGGAUGUAUUAGUAAAUGGGCAAAGAGUUCUUCUGCGCCCUCCCCGUCCACGAUCACUUGCCAAGAUGACGGGACUUGGACAUCAAGUGCAGGCCUGUGUGUGCGUGAUUGUGGACAGCCAAGCAUAACUGGUGGCACAAUUCCAGUAUCAUCAAAGACCAUAGCCGGGACUGCUGCAACAGUGUCUUGCGAUACGAAUUGGGCAAAGAGUUCUUCUGCGCCCUCCCCGUUCACGAUCACUUGCCAAGAUGACGGGACUUGGACAUCAAGUGCAGGCCUGUGUGUGCGUGAUUGUGGACAGCCAAACAUAACCGGUGGCACAAUUCCAGUAUCAUCAAAGACCAUAGCCGGGACUGCUGCAACAGUGUCUUGCGAUACGAAUUGGGCAAAGAGUUCUGCUGCGCCCUCCAUGAUCACUUGCCAAGAUAAUGGUCUUUGGACAUCAAGUGUAGGCCUGUGUGUGCGAGAUUGCGGUAUGGCUAGUGUAGAGGGCGGUACAGUCCUCUCGUCUUCGAGCACAAUAGCCGGGGCGGUUGUCAUGGUGACGUGUAACUCAAACUGGAUGAAGAGCUUGUCACUACCAGCACAGAUCAGUUGUCAAGAUGACGGGAGCUGGACGUCAAGUGCGGGUCUGUGCGUGCCCGAUGGUCAAUUUACGGAGUACCACUAUUGUGGUGCUACAAAGUCAAUACUGCAGCUUUAUAGCAUUCCUUUGUCCUACAACGUCGGGGAGAGCCUCUGCAGACGGACUGCGGGAAGAGAUAUAGCCAGUCACCUCACAUUCAAAAACACGUGUAUAGAGAAAUUAACCAGUCAAGUUGUCUGGCUUUUCAGGCGGCCAGACGAUGUCAAUCCAUAUGCAAGCGAUCGACAGACCCACGCUGGCACCAGACCGAUUCGUGUUGCCUGCGAAACUUCAUGUUCGCUUCCUAACACAUAUGCCCGAAUAAGACAGGUAUAUGGCAACGGAACUGUGCAGUGUGACGUGGGAUAUGAUUACAACUCCGCUCAGCCGGUGUGCUUGGAUGGUAACCAAGUCCAACGGUGCACGC
This is a messenger RNA of Sycon ciliatum, 3723 nucleotides long. Its product is annotated as sushi, von Willebrand factor type A, EGF and pentraxin domain-containing protein 1-like. NCBI's taxonomy places the organism in Eukaryota, Metazoa, Porifera, Calcarea, Leucosolenida, Sycettidae. The record is from RefSeq and is a predicted model, not a curated record.